Molecule: messenger RNA, 555 nt
Organism: Colletotrichum higginsianum IMI 349063
Lineage: Eukaryota; Fungi; Ascomycota; Sordariomycetes; Glomerellales; Glomerellaceae
Product: Iron-sulfur cluster assembly protein
Exons: 5
Coding region: 1-555 (184 amino acids)
Biological process (GO): intracellular iron ion homeostasis; iron-sulfur cluster assembly
Cellular component (GO): cytoplasm; mitochondrial matrix
Molecular function (GO): ferrous iron binding; 2 iron, 2 sulfur cluster binding
Source: RefSeq, a predicted model, not a curated record
AUGUUCUCCAGAUCGCUCCGCGUCGCCUCCCGCAGGGUCCUCGCGACCUCUGUCCGCCCUUCCACCCUCCCCGCCCGCCAGCUUGCGCCCGCCGUCUCCGUCGGCGCGACGAGGGCCUACCACGAGAAGGUCCUUGACCACUACUCCCGUCCUCGCAACGUCGGCUCCAUGCCCAAGGGCGACCAGGAUGUCGGCCAGGGUCUCGUCGGUGCGCCUGCUUGCGGCGACGUCAUGAAGCUCAACAUCCGCGUCGACCCCAAGACCAACACCAUCUCCGAUGUCAAGUUCAAGACUUUCGGCUGCGGUUCCGCCAUCGCCUCUUCCAGCUACCUGACCGAGCUCGUUCGCGGCAUGACUCUGGAGCAGGCCGGCCGUGUCAAGAACACGGAGAUCGCCCAAGAGCUCAAGCUUCCCCCCGUCAAGCUGCACUGCAGCAUGCUUGCCGAGGACGCAAUCAAGGCCGCCAUCUCGGACUACUACACCAAGAACCCCAACGCGAAGCCCACCAACCUGGCUGGCACCGAGGCCAAGACCGAGUCCGCCGCCUCCGCAUAA